Molecule: messenger RNA, 3729 nt
Organism: Sphaeramia orbicularis (orbiculate cardinalfish)
Lineage: Eukaryota; Metazoa; Chordata; Actinopteri; Kurtiformes; Apogonidae
Gene: nfe2l3
Product: nfe2 like bZIP transcription factor 3
Exons: 5
Coding region: 399-2309 (636 amino acids)
Biological process (GO): regulation of transcription by RNA polymerase II
Cellular component (GO): nucleus
Molecular function (GO): RNA polymerase II cis-regulatory region sequence-specific DNA binding; DNA-binding transcription factor activity, RNA polymerase II-specific
Source: RefSeq, a predicted model, not a curated record
UGAGUUAUGCAAAUCUUGAAUUGAAGUUCCCUGAGUAGCAGCACUCUGCGGUGAGAGAAUUUAGCCCGACAAACAUUUAAUUUUAUGUUUAUUUAGCAACAUUGGGGAGGUUUUGAUCAUUAUAACUUAGCGAUCAAUCACUUCUCCAUUGUAACGGGCUAAAGAGCAGCGUUUGCGUUAUGUUUGUGCCAAGAGAUUCCCGUUAACCGGUUAAUUGUAGCUGAUAGCUAACUGCUAAGAGCUAGCCCAGCUAACGAUUUCGCCGGUACAAGCGGACCUCUUUGUCUGACAGGGGAAGGCGUGCUCUUUUGUUAGGCUUUUCCCUUUGUCCGCUCGGCGAAGAGGAACUGUUUGGUCAGGAUUUCGCAAUUAUAUACAGCUUUGAAAGUAUUUAGAAAAUGCAAAUCGCGAAAAAAUACUUCACAGAGGGCCUGAUUCAGUUUACCAUCUUACUCAGUUUGAUUGGAGUUCGUGUGGACAUCGACAGCUACCUAAACGGAUAUUACACGCCACUGAUAGAGAUUAACUUGGGUCCUAGUUCAGCCUACAUCCAGACACCCUUUCACAAUUUAAGAGACACUCUUGACGGAUAUAGUGUGCACCCAAAAUGUCCCCAACUGGACUAUUUCUUUGCAAGUCGCCGGUUACUGGACGAUGUGAGGGCUCUGGGUUCCCCACGGUUCCCCACACAGUUGAACGCAUGGCUGGUGCACCAAGUGUCUGCCACUGACAAGGCCAGCUGUGGACAGCCUUCAACAAGCAACAACACUGACACUGACUCCGAGGUACAAAGCCCUGAGACCAGUGAUGACAGUGAGCACCUGCCUGACAGAGGCCCAGAAGUGUGUCAAACAAACCUUCAACUCGGACAGGGGCCUUGUGGCGCUGAAGCCUGUGGGUUUGCACAAGAGGAUGAUGAUACGAGAAAUGAAGAGGAAGAUGGACCAGCUCCACUUGCACUGGCCCAUAGUUCCACACUGGAACAGGAGAGUCUUCUUGAAGGCAUUACUACACGUUAUCAUGCUCCUACCAUUGAUAUUGAUCAGAACUGGAGCCAUUUACUCUCAUUGUCAGUCACUGACCUUGAUGACAUGGACUCCCUUGUCAGUGAUCGUCUUUCAGACCUUGACUCAGACAUCACCCAUGCCAUCAGCCACAAUGUCAGUUUACGUGAUGCCAUGGUAACCAGUGCUGGAGUUUCUGGUGUAACAUCAGAGAGAGCAGAGUUCAGACCAGCCACCCAACAACAGAGAACACUCUUAGAAUCCACAGGCCUCUCACACUCGGAUGCUUCUCCUGGGAUGGCCCUGGGCCUCGCAGCACUCCCGUUUGCCUCCGUGUGUAACUUCACUGGAAAUGUAUCAUCACACAGUGCAUUAAGUGGUUGUCUGGAUGAGGCUGUGUUUGACCAGAUCAAUCAGCUAGGUUUGGAAAGCCUCGAAACUAUUGAUAGCCAACUCAUGGGUUGUCUGGAGAACAUUGACCCACAGGUCCUUGAGGACCUGGACUCAGACUCUGGUCUCUCUUUGGAGAGCAGCUCUGGAGGUCCGGUCUCACCAGGCUCAUCUGAGAUGUCGUCAUCCUCCAGUUCAUACUGUGAGGAUGAGUGUGGCGCUGCGGGCUACAGCAGUGAGGUGGAAUCUGUCUCAUCAAAAGGUGUUACGGACUACACCACAAUGUGGUCACCUGUUGAUCUGAGUGAGAGUGUGUGGCAUGACCACAGCUACUCAUCUCCAGUCACGUUUCCCCACAAAAGCAUCAAAGAGGAACCACUCAGUGAUGACGAAAGGCCAAAACUGGAAGAGAGGGAGCUGAGUCGUGAUGAGAUGCGUGCACGUGCCAUGUGCAUCCCUUUCUCUGUCCUGCAGAUCGUUAACAUGCCUGUGGAAGAGUUCCUAGAGGUCCUUGACAGUCAUGGCUUCUCCCCUGAACAGGUGACACUCCUGAGGGACAUCCGCAGGAGGGGAAAAAACAAACUGGCUGCGCAAAACUGCCGAAAGCGCAAAUUAGAUGCCAUUACAGGACUCCAGGAGGAGGUGAAGAGGCUGCAGGCUCAGAGAGACAGACUGCUAAGGGAAAAACAGCUUACAGCCAAGACAAUGGGCGCUGUGGGCCAGCAGAUAGAGCAGCUCACCAGAGACGUUCUCUCCCGACUAAGGGAUGAUUUGGGACAGCCCCUGAGCCCAGACAGAUAUACCCUGCAGUGCGGGGCUAAUGGGAGGGUUGUCGUUCAGCCUGCAAGGAGGCCUACUGUCUCUGGAUCUAGCAGCAAUAAAACAGAAAAAAGGAAGAAGGGGAAAAAGCAGUGAUGCAGUAUUGCCAAAUGAGACUGAGGCAUUUGAGGUUUUUGGAUAUUUCAGAACUUCUUUGCUUGACUCUGGUUUUGGGAUCUCGUCUUUUAUAAAGGUGUAUGGUUUCACCGCUGGUGGGUGCCCCGAACUAUAAUGCUGCACAAAGAAAAGAACAUGAAUUUAAAAAAAAAAAAAAUCUCUGUAAAUAAAAUUUUUUGUGGGAAAAUGUAGCUUACACACUGGACAUCCUUUGCUUAUUAAAAUGGACAUAGCAUGGAUGUGUUGAUAAUGCUUCCAGCUCUUUCUGUGCCUGCUAACAGCAUAAAGUCAUCAAGUCUCAGCGUUCAUACAGAAUGAUCUGUAGAAUAAACGGAGACAACCAGACAUGUCUAAAAGACAAAGUGGGCAGUUAACUGGAUUGACAGAGAAGGAUUUUGUUUGUUUUCAAGUAGUCUUUCCUCAACACAGUAUAAGCAGGAGGUAAAAAAUUAUUUAUUAAAGUUCCUGAAGGUUAAUGAAAUGCUAAUAUGCAUCACGAAACUGUCAAGGAUACAAUUUUUUUCCCAUAAUGGCAACUUUAUCUUAAAGUGUCAAUAAUAUUGGGACAUUACACAUCUAAAGUUUACAGAUUUGUGUCUUGACUUUUGAGGGGAUAAACUUUUAUUUAGAAAGUUAAACUUAAGUGUUAAAAAUAUUUUUUUCCUAAUGUCUUGAUGACAUUCAAUAUACCAAUGGUUAAACAGACAAUGCCUUAAUUAGCAUUUAAAUAUAGUUUAGGUUGUUUGUGUACAUGAUUCACCCAUGCACAUCAUAUCAAAAGUUCUAUGAAGCUACCAUAUGUUUAAGAUUGAAAAUAAAUAAUUGGUCUGAAGCACAAUUCUGUUUAAUCCCUUAAUUUUAAGUACAAUUUAGUUAAAUUUCUAUUCUACCUCAUGCCUUAGUUAAUGUUAUUGAUUUUGUUGAAAAAAAAAGUCCCUUCUUACAAUCCUUUAUUAUUCUUUAGGUCCCUACAUGGACCUAAACUGUCCUUUUUCUUAAAAAUACAAUCACCACCUCUAUUUAAUAGGACUGAAUGUCAUUUGGGUGUUGCUUUUUAUGUAAUUGAGAUUAUGUGAAAGAGAUAAGAGUAUUUAGUACAAGUUACCAUUCUAUUCAUGGGCACAGUUGGCUGUGUGAGUAACAAAUUGAGAAGCGAAGUAGCUAAUAUGUGACUUGUGAAGUAUUACGUUUUCAUUCCCUCACAGUUUUGUAUUUAAGUUUUUGGUUUGACAGAUUUUAAUUUGCUUUUUUAUUAUUUUUAAGCUGUUUUUCUUUGUUGCUUUUGGGAAAAUGUUUUGAUUGCAUGGUGAUUGUUGAAUGUUGCUAGUAUGGUUUUGCUUAGGGAAUUUAAAUGCUUUGCAGACUUUUUUUUUCUGAUUAAAAACAAUAAAAUGAUAAA